UCUCCAACCCCCAUAUAUCCUCUUAAACCGCCUCCUCCUCUCCAUCACUCUCCUGAAACCAUACCAUCGCGCUCCCGAACAAAGCACACCCGCCCCCUCUCGAUACCCGCGCCCUAUACCGCAGCCAUGUCCGAAUCCCUCACAACCAAGCAAGUCGCCGAGCACGCCUCGGUCGAAAACGGCCUGUACAUAAUAGUCGACGGCAGCGUGUAUAAGCUGGACACCUUUGUGGACGAGCACCCGGGCGGUGCGAAAAUCCUGAAGAGAGUAGGAGGCAAGGACGCCAGCAAGCAGUUUUGGAAGUACCACAGCGAGAACGUCAUGAAGAAGUGGGGGCCCAAGUUUAAGAUUGGGGAGGUCAAGGAGGAGGCGAAGUUGUAGAUACGAAUAAUACCAUCGAUGCAAUCUUUACAAUGUAACGUAAAGCGAAUUCGUCUGUCGGCAUGGGAACAUGAAUGCUUGCAUUAUCAAAGCAGUGCAUAGAGAUUACAACGCUGCGCAUGAUCUGAUGAGGCUGUAGACAUGGCUAAACCUCUUUGGUAGGAAUGCGCGAUGCUUAAACUGUGAGUACGGCAGAGGGAACAAUUCUUGGAUGCAAC
Dothidotthia symphoricarpi CBS 119687 is the source of this 599-nucleotide messenger RNA. Its product is annotated as cytochrome b5. Gene Ontology annotation, cellular component: intracellular membrane-bounded organelle; membrane. Bases 127 to 381 code for a protein of 84 amino acids. Lineage: Eukaryota; Fungi; Ascomycota; Dothideomycetes; Pleosporales; Dothidotthiaceae. The record is from RefSeq and is a predicted model, not a curated record. The transcript is spliced from 2 exons. Gene Ontology annotation, molecular function: heme binding.